GACUCGCCACUCACCGGCCUCGGCCCGCCCAGCAGCAUUAGAGCGGCAUGGCAACGGCUCGGAGACGGGGGGAGAAGGUGUGGUGAGAGGGGACAGUCCAACCGGACCAGAGAGAGUGCAGCAGCAGUAGCACUAUCCCCACUCUCUUCACUGACUGGAGACACGCACCGUGUGGCACCUCGGCCAUUCAGCGCUCACACACUGAGACAACGAUGCACCACCGCCGCCGCUCCGCACAGUCGCUGCCGCUGCUGACCAGGUGUUGGACUAAACAACAGGGACGUCGUUAACGUGACAGAAGAUACAAACUUGUAUGUAUGUGCUGUGCGCCCUUCUCCCUGGUCCCGUACACAGACGAUCGAGAAGAUGCUGAGCCGACUGAUGAGCAGCAGCAUCAGGAGUCUGGACAGGGAAUGCAACUGCACUGUGAGGCUGCUGGACGACUCGGAGUACACCUGCACGAUUCAGCGGGAUUCCAAGGGACAGUACCUGUUCGACCUCAUCUGCCACCAUCUCAACCUGCUAGAGAAAGACUACUUUGGCAUUAGAUAUGUCGACCCAGACAAGCAGAGGCAUUGGUUGGAGUUUACAAAGUCAAUUGCCAAACAAAUGAAAUCCCAGCCUCCAUUCACCAUGUGUUUGCGUGUCAAGUUUUACCCUCCUGACCCCGCUGCCCUAAAAGAGGAAAUUACCAGAUAUCUCGUCUUCCUGCAGGUUAAGAGGGAUCUCUAUCAUGGCCGCCUCCUGUGCAAGACAUCAGAUGCUGCUCUGUUGGCUGCCUACAUAUUACAAGCUGAAAUUGGCGACUACGACCCCGGGAAACACCCAGAGGGCUACAGCUCCAAGUUCCAAUUUUUCCCCAAGCACUCGGAGAAGUUGGAGCGGCGGAUUGCUGACAUCCACAAGACUGAGCUGAUAGGUCAGAGUCCUGAAACGUCAGAGCUCAACUUCCUCCAGAAGGCUCAGAUGCUGGAGACGUACGGAGUGGACCCUCAUCCAUGCAAGGAUGUGUCUGGCAACCCAGCUUUUCUGGCUUUUACUCCUUUUGGAUUCACUGUGCUACAAGGGAACCGGAGGGUCCAUUUCCUCAAAUGGGAGGAGGUGACCAAACUCAAAUUUGAAGCAAAGACAUUCCAUAUAUAUGCAAAUCAGAAGGAGGAUAAGAAGAUCAUACUGACAUACUUUGCACCUACACCUGAGGCCUGUAAGCAUCUGUGGAAGUGCGGAGUGGAGAAUCAGGCUUUCUACAAGUUGGAGAAGUCCAGUCAAGUCCGCACUGUGUCCAGUAGUAAUCUCUUCUUCAAGGGUAGUCGCUUUAGAUACAGUGGAAAAGUUGCAAAAGAGGUGAUGGAACAAAGUGCCAAAAUUAAGAGAGAUCCCCCCGAGAUACACAGGGCUGGCAUGGUACCAAGCAGGAGCUGUCCAUCCAUCACCCACGGCCCUCGUUUGACCAGUGUGCCCAGGACCCGACGGAGAGCUGUGCAUAUCUCCAUCAUGGAGGGUCUGGAGUCCCUUCGAGACAGCGCUCACUCCACACCUGUGCGCUCAGUCUCCCAUGGCGAUUCCUUCAUGUCGUCUCGGGGCCAUUUGUCGGACGGCAGCGAGGCAAGCACGUCAGCAGUCAUCUCCGACGAGGCCUACAGCCCCUCAGACAGUGUGCUGCCUACACCUGUGGCCGAACACGGGAUGGAGAUGCCUUUAGCCCGUCACCUCAACGGUGCUCCCUGCAGCAUCGAUGAGGAGAAGGACUCAGAGGCGGGCACAUCGAAAGCAGGGGAAGAGUUUUCCUCGGGCAGGAGAGCACUGCGUAUGGCCAAGAGCAGGCCAUCACCGCAGAGCGACGUGGAGGAGCUGAACAAGUUCGUCCUGAGCGUGUUGCGUCUGUUCCUGGUUACCAUCGGACUGCUGUUCGCCCUGCUGCUGCUCCUCAUCAUGCUGACAGAGUCAGACCUGGACAUUGCCUUCCUGAGAGACAUCCGCAAGACACCUGAAUUCCAGCAGUUCCACUUUGAAUACUUCUGCCCUCUGCGGCGCUGGUUCGCCUGUAAGUUACGGUGGAUGGGAGGGUUCCUCAUCAGCAAGUGAGGCAGAGACCGAGUGACACAACACAGGCCUCCACUGAGGGACAUGGGACACACAACAGGCAGGUCAGGAGAGAGGAGGAUGGCAGUCCCAUUCCCAAUGUCAGCUCAGCUUCUCCCAAGAAGGAGCUCCUGUCACAAGCCACGGACUGUCCCCUGAAGAGCCUUGUUUAUUACGUUUGACCAUCACUGCGAGGAAAGGAAAUCACAUUUUACUUUGGAGAUUCAGGUCAUUUCAAGGUAUUUUAUUUUUACACAAAGCCACAGUACCAGGGUUUAAUUUAAACACUGAAAGGGACAAGCAAGUCUGACAGACUUCACUUCUUCAACCACAGAUAAUAGUUGCCUUUAUUUUUGUAUUAAUUUAUAUGUUGCAACAUUACUGUAAGACAGAGUGACCUGAUGUGUCGGGGUGUGUGUUGUGUGACCUGAGAGUUUGAGUAAAGUUUUGAGAGACGAUGAGACAGGAGGCAGUCUAGCUCAUCUAAUUUUCACAUGUCAAAGCCAACAACAACAUUUAUGAUAAUAAAAUGUUAUUGUGGUCGCUGCUACGAGAUUGACAGCUGCUGUUUUGAGUUGUACGAGUAUCUGGGUGUGAGAGAAAGUGUGGAAUGGAAAACUAAGAAGCACUUUCUGAAUGUAGAUCAGUCCUGAGUCAAAUAGUGUUUGCAGAUAUAAUUUUUUUUAGCAAAUGUUAAACCGUGUAGAAUUUGCCAUGAAGAGUUAUAAACAGACAUGGGACCAAGUCAUUGGUUUCCAAGUCACAAGUAAGUCUCAAGUCUUUGCACUCAAGACCCAAGCCAAAUCCCAACUAAAGACAGGCAAGUCUCGAGUCAAGUCUCAAGUCCUAAACUUUAAGUUUCCUAAACAAGUCAUAAAGCAGUCUUCAUCAAAUGUCAUAUCGUUUUAACAAAAUAAUAAGAUCCUCCUGAGACCUGAACUUUAGUUUUGUAUGCAUUUUUAAGUUCUCCUAACUAUUUGGCAUCAGCAGGACCUGAUUAGUGUAAAAAACUAAACAUCAAUGAUAGUAAAGUCCCUCAAAAAGAGUUGAUAAUAAAUUCCCAACGUCUUCAAAUGACUACUUCCAAAUUUGCAGCAUCUUAGCUGUUGCUAAAAUUGGUCAAAAUGUCUUGCCAUAUCAACCUACCAACUUUACUAAUCUUAAAGGGCCAGUGUGUAAUAUUUGGCAUGGUUUAUUGUCAAUCUGAAUCUGAAUCUGAAUAUUCUACCCAUUAAUAUGUUUAUACAAGUGUAUAAUCACUAUAAAAUAAAAUUCGUUUGGUUUUCGUAGCCUUAUAAUUAUGCUUUUAUAUACACAUAUAUAUAUAUCAAGGGCCUUGCUUUAGAGAGGUUGCCAUCUUGUGCCGCCAUGUAUGUACGGCAGACCAAGUGGACAAUCCAGCCGGCCAGAGAACGCGUUUCACGUGUAUAAAUGAACCAACGAAGACAGCGGAAGGAAGGAAGAAGGAGGAAGAAACAGCAGAGAGUGUUAGUAGUUCGUCGAUAGAGAGUAGUGAAAAGUUUUUUUAGUUAUAAAGUUUGCGAAUGGACCACACUUACCACGCAACAGGAGAGAAUGAACCCGAACCGUCAUCUGCGAGGAAAAGAAGACGCAACUUCACUCCUUGUGAUGCACUCUCUGCGGCGCUUUUCCUCCUGAUGAUAUAUCUCCCCAACGAUGGUAGCAGUAGCACUGAAUCCCAUUCUGUGCAUUCAGCCUCUCUUCUCGCCCGCUCAGCAUCAAACACAUGGAGUUCCUCAUCUGUAUGCUCUGGCUCAAACAGGUAUGGCUCUGGGUCUGUGUCCGCUACAAGAAACUCUUCAAAAUCACGUUCAAAGUCGUCCAUUGCAGCUACUAUAGUCCGGAGAUAUUGCUAGGCUAAAUAAACAGCUGAGCUCUGUUUACAGGCUACGCUGUCAGUGUGCGGGCUGGAGCUUGGCGGAGCAGAGAGGGGAGGGGGGUCCCCACUCGGUAUGGUAAACGAGUCUGUGUGUAAAGUUAUGAAGUGUGUCUGUUACGCUAGAAGAGUCAGAGUUUGGGACGGAGUGGAGUGUUACCGGAGUUUCUGGAGUGCUCAAAUAAACGGGCCUUUUUCCCGAACACUCCUCUGGUCUCCUGCUCAUGAGGGAUUCAUUACAAUAUCGUAGCAUGAUUUAGAUUUCUAAAUAAACAUACAACUCGUCGCUAGAUAGAUCUACUCCUGAAAAACUCGUGCGCAAGGCUUUUUGUCCCUACGAGGCCACCGUCAUUUACCCGACGGGAGGGGUGAGCGAGUGAGUCCUGCAAUCUAGAAUUUGACCACUGAUGUCACUGUUUUCAACCCAUUUUACACACUGGCCCCUUAAAUAAACAUGUUUCAACCAUAAUAUGUGAUCUGGUUUUGUACCUUGUCCACUUUUGUGUUGGGAUCAGCUGCAGACUGACUGGGCAGAGAUAGCUGCCAUCUUGUUUUUACUUGGAUUAGUGUAUUGUGGUCUUACUACCACUAUAUAGCACAAAAAAAGUGUCCAGGAAUGAGGACAACAGGUCUAAGUCAAGCAGAAUGAAGUUUAUGGUGCAGCAAACCCAAACUGUGAUGUCCUCAUGAGGACACAGGGUCUCAGGAGGAUAUGUUAAAUAAACAAAAAUCAUGAAUGCCUUUUAAAAUUAGCAUUUAUUUGUUCAAAUAAGUGUGUUAUAAAGUUACUUAGCUAUUAAGCUAAUAUUAGCAUGUAAACUGUGUUAAUAUUAGCCUGGAUUUAUUGUUUUUUAUGCAACUUCAAAUGUCAAAUAUCGUUGGAAGUUGUGUCUCAUCGGUAAUUUUUAAUCUAAAAGUUUUGUAUUCUACAAUUAGUUGUGGUGUCGACCACCACAUGGUUUUUGCGCGCAAACAAAAGUGCAAACUGUCACUCAGUAACAUACUUUUAGUUCUUCAUGGUUCUGUCUUGCAACUCAACUGAAUGCUGUUGGCUUGGUUCAAACAAAGUGGAUCUGGGGAAUGUCAACUGGUGGGGAAUCAACAGCGUUCACAUUAGUUGAUUCAGGUAAUGAAGGUAAAUUAGUUGAUUUGUGACUCACUUAUUAAAUAACAUACUUUUUAAUCUUCAAACUUUCAUACUUUCAGUACUUUCAGGUCAAAAGGCUCAAGUCCAAGUAAAGUCAUGAUUCAUUGGCGUUUGAGUCCAAGUCGAGUUGCAAGACAAGUCUUUUUUGAUUUUGAAGUGUCUAAAGUAAUCAAAUACGUGACUCGAGUCCAAGUCAUGUGACUUGAGUCCACAUGUCUGGUGAUGAGCGAGUUAAUACUGACAGUAAAGAAUAGGAAAAUUGAUUACUUUUUAAUGAUUGGCAACUUCCCUGACAACCCAAAAUCUGGUUUAUUGACUUAAAAUGCCAAGAAUGAGCUGCAGUAGCUAUUUGACUCAGGAGUGAAGCAGGUGCUGCUCUGUUAGAUGACAUGAUUGAUCAUUUUUGUAAUAAGUGUUGUGGUCAGACGUCCAUUAUCAGUGUGCUCACAUUACCAUUUUUGUCCAGCCACUAGAGCACCGAUAAAGUUUUGUCGUCCAAUGACUAUAAAUUAUGGAUAAAUUGUAAGGACAUAAGUAAGUAACGAAGGUGGUAGGUUUACUGGUUUUAUAAAAUAGCAGCCAAAUAAUUCUAAUAGCUACAAUCAACUUGUGUGUGUAAGGAACAGUUGUCACUUUGCCGUAGUUACUUUUACAGUAGUUGUAAAGGUGAUGGGACUAUGUGAGCUAGCGCUGUAGUGAUAGUGAAGUGUUUGGUUAGUUCUUUGACUCCCACACUCUGUAGAAGGAGUUUAUCUUGAUGUGCAAUACUGUUGAUAUAUAAACAAAAACAAGAUCCUUUCCAUUAGGGGAAAUCUGACCUUGUUUUUCCUUUGUAAAGUGCAGAAAUUAGUGCAAUUUUCCCACAGUAUCUGGUUAAGACAGCUUGUUUUUAGUUCAUGUUGAGUGAAGGUCAUUUAAUUUUGUUUCGCCCUGCUGUGUUCAAGUUUAUGCAUUUAUCUGUAAAGGCUGAAUAUAUUUAAACCAUGUUUCCAUUUUUGUACAAACCGAUGUCUCGUUAACACGCAGAGAUUUCCUCACAGCGACUUUUAAUGGACCUGAAGUGUUAUUUUUUACAGUGGAUGUAUAGUUUUCAGCCCUGCUUACGAGAGAGCCUAAGAUAAGUCAUGUUUACAUCCUACUGCAAUCGUCAUCAUCGCACCUACCAAAGAAACCUCUGUUGUCUGAUAUAUUAUGUCAGUGUGCGUCAACAGAUGAAAACUCUUGAUAGUCUGCUCUCCUUCUCCAGCCUUAUUACGUAUGUGUUAUUUCACAGGUUAGCCCACUGAGUGUCUUUAUAGACCAGUGCAAUCAACAGCAGAAACCCUAGAGUCAGUUAAAGCACUGGUCCUCUCAACAAGUCUUCAGGUGGUUGAUUAGAAUAUAUGUAGAUGUACAUGCUGUGUGUCAGCGUGUAUGUGUUAAUAUACCUAAAAUAAAAUGGAUGUGUUAUUUAUGCAACAAAAGGAAUGGUUUAGGAUGCUGACUGGCCGAGGGGUUUAGAUAUAGGUGCCUGUAGGCAAUCUGGAAAGGUACCACGUUAAUAUUAAAAUUUCUCCCAUUAAAUCCACAGGUUGAAAAGAACCCUGUGAAUCGCCCUGUAGUGUUAAACCCCUGGCUUUAAAAGCUGAUUUUAUUUUUGUACAUAAAACAAUUUAAAAUUCAGAAGCUGUGAAAUAAGCAGAGUAUUAAUAAUUCUGUUUUUCCUUUUAGUUCAGAAUGGGAUAAGUUAGAAAUAUUGACAGAUAUAUUUAUAUUUAAUGGAAACCCCCCCCCAUGUUUUGUGGUUGUUUUUUUAGACUUGUGUGUGUUGUAUGUGUUUGUUCUAACUCAGAUGGUUCUCGCUGGUUUUUGAUCGUGUCAGGUAAGAGGCCAGCUGAGGCAGAAAUGUACUUUAUUACUUCCUAUAAUUUGUACUUUAAAGUCUCAUUAUGUUCACGUGUUUGACAACCUUCACAACAUAAUUGGAGCAAUAAAUGUAACCAAUAGUGUAAUAAUGAUUAAUAACUGCAAACAGAUGUUUGGCCAUCAACUGGACAUUGAAAAUGUCUUUGAAUCCCCUCAGAAGGUCAAACAGCCUGCAGAUGCAUGUGUGAAGGGAGUGGCGCCCACCCACAGUGGUUGAUCAUGUCUCAUGUAAAUCCUGUUUGUUGCCUGAUCCUAGACUGCUCUUCCUUCACUCAUAUUAGAGGAACAGAUAUGUUUUCUUCUGAGAGUACAUGUAAAUGAAAUGGACACCCAACAGAAGACCCAUUUUCCCUCGACUCAAAGGGGAGGUGGAGCAGUUUGUAUUUUUAGCCAAUUUAAAAACAGCAAAAGUAGCAUUAUCAACUACUUGAAUAUUUCCUUUUGCAAUGCAGUUCAGUAUAUUUUGUUUUCUUUAUAUUGCUUAAGUCUUUGUCAGGAGGGGGUGACAGUUCCAUCGACAGGCAACUCUUGUAUUCAUUUUACUGAAUCAUGUAAACAGGAAUGAGGCCUCUGAUGUGGUCUUACUGUAAGCUUCCUUCCUGUACCAUGGCCCUGCACAUGGAAAUGUCUCUGUAAGCAUGUGUUCUGCAUUUAUUACCUCCGAACAAGACUGCUUAUUUCCAAUCACUGA
Messenger RNA from Epinephelus fuscoguttatus (brown-marbled grouper), 7722 nucleotides. RefSeq names its product FERM domain-containing protein 5-like. Gene Ontology annotation, molecular function: cytoskeletal protein binding. The record is from RefSeq and is a predicted model, not a curated record. Lineage: Eukaryota; Metazoa; Chordata; Actinopteri; Perciformes; Serranidae. Bases 367 to 2085 code for a protein of 572 amino acids. Gene Ontology annotation, cellular component: cytoskeleton. The transcript is spliced from 14 exons.